AUGCAGAACGCAGGAAUCUCGUUCAGUAGCUGCUCCCCGGCGGCUCCAGACGGCGUCGUAACGAUCCGCUUUGGCUUAGACCAGACACUACGGGAGUUGAAAAUCGCUGCAGAAAGUUCUUCUGCUGCUCGCUUCCCAUGGAACACCAAGACCGCUGCAACUUCUGACUGGCAAGACGAGUUGCUCCCGGCCAUCUCCCAGCAUGGGCCCCAAGUGAACAACUCGCCGACUCAGCCGACCCAACAACUUGCCUCCCCCGCCAUGAGCGAGAAACGCCAUUGUCAUCCAGACCCGGCCUAUGAGACCCCUUCACAGAAACGCAAAAGAAUCAUUGAAGAAACGUUAUCGGGGAAAAUGGACAGUUCGCCAACUUCUCCCGACAUGAAUCAGCGGCAUGCAAGCAGCACUUCAACAGUCCCAAGUUCUUCUUUCCAGCCACCAUCUACACCAGUCAGACAGUCGCGAAGUUCUGGAGAUAAGCUUCAGCGAUUCAGCAGCGGCACCACAACAUUGGACACAAAAGGCAGGGCUUCUGUGUCCGAUGGAGACUUCGGAGAAGACGAGUGGGACAUGCUCACUCCUCCGCCGUCUGAUCCCCCUCGUAGCCAGGCUGAAGGCCACCAUCAUGGCCGCUCUGUCUUCGCGGAUGGUGGCUCUUCCCCGUCUCCUCUUCCGAGAACAACAGGAAAGAGGCCGAGUACUAUGUCUUCUUCCCAGACCCUUCUGAAGUGGGAGGACCCUCUCCCUAGUAGCUCGAACCUGGACGAACCUUAUGAGCACUCAAAUGUGUCGAAGAAACUGGAUUUUAGCCAACCUGCUCACUUCACAUCUCAAUUUCUUUCUGAUGAGCUCGAUGCUUCGAUGUCGGAGGCAUUUGCCUACGAACAAUUGGCUCAAUGCGCUCAUAUAUUCGACCCACGGUUGCAGCAUGUGCUCAAAGACCUGCCACACAGGCUGGAGGAAUUCAAGAAAUCUGAACGAAAACGGAUUGCGGCGGAAAAGAGCGCAGAGGCGAAAGCGAGGAGGAUUGCAGCACUGGAACGAGAAGUGGACGAAUUGAAGUCGUUGGUGCAGAGACUGGAAUCUGCGAAGAGCCGUCCGAGCGUCCAGGAGUAA
Messenger RNA from Coprinopsis cinerea okayama7#130, 1116 nucleotides. RefSeq lists its product as hypothetical. The coding region runs from base 1 to 1116 and encodes 371 amino acids. The record is from RefSeq and is a predicted model, not a curated record. NCBI's taxonomy places the organism in Eukaryota, Fungi, Basidiomycota, Agaricomycetes, Agaricales, Psathyrellaceae. The transcript has 6 exons.